Molecule: messenger RNA, 782 nt
Organism: Pisolithus orientalis
Lineage: Eukaryota; Fungi; Basidiomycota; Agaricomycetes; Boletales; Pisolithaceae
Exons: 10
Coding region: 162-782 (206 amino acids)
Source: RefSeq, a predicted model, not a curated record
UCAUCAAUUGAUCGUUUUUACUUCCAUCUGAUCAAAAAUCUCUCCAUCAGCCACUAAAUCAGGAGAUCCAUACUUUGUCUUUGCCAGCGAGAAAAUCAACCGCAUGGUCACUGUUGGUAAUUACAAGCGACGGAAGCUUUUCAGUCGUUAGUACACACACCAUGACUUGGAUGGCAAAGAGUUUGAAUUUGAACGUACAUUACGGUAAGGCCGCAUGGGGCAGGAGAAAACCUAACUCGACAAGUAUCAUUGACAUAUCCACGGGAAAGAGGGAGGGUGCGAUCAGUCUGUAUCCCCUCUGGACUCACUUGAAUUUUACGGUGCUGCGGGGAGGCGUCGCCGAACCCUGGAGGUCCAAGUCCACCGGGAUCGGAGUCCUCGCGGUUUCGCGUUUGGUGGAGCGCUGGCUUUACUCAUUUCGGAUCCUCGGGCAUGCCCAUGUGCCCGGGGCAGAACAUUCGCCCCGCGCAGCAAACGGACACUCGACGCUCCAUUAUUACUCCACACCUCACAACAUAUGGCCCCAAGCUCCAACGUAUGAUGUAUGGAUACGUGUCAAGAAACGUGGCGUCGGUCUUCCUGCUGCACCUCGAAUCUAUGGAGAUAUGGUGGGCAUGCCAUCACAGCUGCAGUCUCGUCACCCGAGUGGCUCGCAACCCGUGGGGAUCGGCUGUGUCCUUACGACUCUGCUCGAGGUCGGUGCCCAGGCUUUGACACGCCAAUGCCAUAUAUCGUGGGAUCCCACGACUGUGUGUGCCACAUCUUGGUUCUCUGCCUAUUAG